Molecule: messenger RNA, 2172 nt
Organism: Rotaria sordida
Lineage: Eukaryota; Metazoa; Rotifera; Eurotatoria; Philodinida; Philodinidae
Source: the annotation of a GenBank genome assembly
GAAUUCAGUCGAGGGUCAAGUGAGUCGUACCGACGAACGUUACUUGUGGGUUAAUGGAAUGGAUAAUAUCAUUUAUUAUUAUUCAGGUUCGUUUACUUUAUUGCUUAUUGAAAGUUAAUCAUUUGUUUUAAAAUGUAAUUUUUGAUUUAUCAUUAGAUUUCUAUGAAGGUGAAAUAUGUUCAUUAUUGGGUUAGAAUGGUGCAAGAAAGAGAAAAAUAAGAUUUAUUCUUCUUGAUUAGUUUUAUUGAAUAAUAGCUUAUUGUCAUGUUGCAAGAUGUGUUUAUAUUUUAGGUAUAUGUUAGAAGCAACAUCAGGUCAUGUAACUGUUCAAGGAAUAGAUAAUCGAAAAAACAUAUAGAAGAUGUUCGAAAUAUUCUUAGUUGUUGUCCACAAUAUGGUAAAAGAUUUUUGUGAAUAUUUGAUUAUUUAAUGUUUGUCUCAUAGAUAUUCUUUAUGAUGAAUUAUCUAUUAAAGAACAUUUGGAAUUGGUGGAAAAGGUACUUAUGAUGGAAUAAGAGAUGUUGUAUAAAACGUCAAAUGGAAUUUCUACUCCAACUGUGGCUGAGGGUGGGUGUGGGUUUAGGUGUGAGUGUGGGGGUGGGUGUUGGUGUGGGUGUGUGGGUGUGGAUUUAGGUGUGAGUUUAGGUGUGAGUGUGUGUGUGGGUUUAGGUGUGAGUGUGGGUGUGGGUGUGGGUGGGUGUGUGGCCUGGGGAGUGGAUAAAGAGAAGCGCUACACACUCAUAGUCAUACCCCAUAGAGCCACAUCCACACCUACACCCACUCACACCAACCUACAACCACCCACACCCACACACCCACACCCACACCCACACCUCACACCCACACCCACACCUCACACUUACAUCCACACCCACAUCCACACCCACACCCACACCCACACCCACACCCAUACCGACACCCACACCCACACCCACACCCACACCCACACCCUAGAUUUAUUAAUUUCACUUCACUAUUAUUUCCAUUGGUUUUUUUUUUGUUGGACUCGCAGAAGUAUUGCUUUUCGACAGAAUAGAAAUUUUUUACAUAAGUAGUGUUCACGGAUGGUUAAUUAUUGUUUUAUCAUUUUCAAUAACUAAUUAUUUACCAGAAAUCUUUAGAGAUUCAAAGUUUCUAUCGUUAGUCAUCGAUAUAAUCAGUCUUGGCGAUGUUGUUCUACAUGACUUGGAAAGACGUCAGUAGCUAAGUACCAAAAUGGAUGUUUAAUAUGUCGAUUGAUAUAGAUAUAUUCAGAUUAUUAUGAAGGAUUCCAUUAGUUAUAAAAACAGAUAAAUAUCUAUGCAAGUGCUUAAAUAACUAUAGAAAACUUGAAUAGCUAUGGAAAUACAUAAGUAGCUGUGGAAAACUUAAAUAGCUAUAGAAUACUUAAAUAGCUGUAUGUUUUUUUAAAAAGUAUCUCUUUUAAGAAGCUACGCCAGCUACACCCACACCCGCACUCACUACAUCCACAUCCAAAUUCAGUGUUUUUGUAGCGUGCCAACUUUUAAGUAACAAAGCGACUAUUUUUGUAGAACACUUGCUCCAAGUAACACGGUACUGUAUACGAUAUCAUAUCUUUUGCCACUCAACAUCAUAUAUGCUCGACAAUUCAAUUACAGUACGAGAUCGUUUGUGUAUCAACCAGUAUGGCGAUAUGUGGCCCAUUUGCAUAUUAUGCUUUAUACGGCAUUCAUUAGUAUCCGAGACGUAUUUUUUUGCUAUGUGAAUGCCUGAGAGAAGCAGCAAAGAAAAAAGGGAGAUGUACUAUAACUAGUGAAGAAAGAAAAAAAUGGUAAGAAUAACUUUUCGUAUGAUAUGUUUAUUUCUUUCUUCAUUAGUAAUAGUUUUAUCUCCUUUCUUUUUUCCAUUCUCUUCCAUUAACAGCCACUAUAUGAACUGGUAUAUGCGAUGGAUAAAUCUAUUUCUGAUUGCGACAACAUUGGGGAUAUAUGCGACAAAAAAAACCAUUAAGAUUACAUACUUUUCUUUUAUUUGUCGAAUAUUGAUAUAUUACAAUAUUUGAAAAAAAGCUACAGGAGUCUAAUUGCACAGUAUGUUGUAAUUUUUACAUCGUGUUCCAUACUACAAAAUUACGACAAUAAAAAGAUAAAAUAUUCAAAAGAGCACUUCGAACUACCACUACAAUUGAAAACCAAACAUGAACGUUUUUGA